This is a messenger RNA of Apis laboriosa (Himalayan honeybee), 5075 nucleotides long. It is a transcript of the gene Nca, whose product is annotated as neurocalcin homolog. The record is from RefSeq and is a predicted model, not a curated record. Gene Ontology annotation, molecular function: calcium ion binding. NCBI's taxonomy places the organism in Eukaryota, Metazoa, Arthropoda, Insecta, Hymenoptera, Apidae. The transcript is spliced from 4 exons. The coding region runs from base 3937 to 4515 and encodes 192 amino acids.
CGUAUUAUGUACGAAAUAUUAUCAAAAGAAAGGGGAAAAAAAGAAAAGAAAAGAAAAGAAAAAAGAAAAAAAAAUGUAAAUGGAAAUCAUUUCAUCAAAAAUAAAAUCUUAUAUUAUAGUUUUGAAAUUUGCGCAGUUUUCAAAAAGUAUUAUACAAAUAUUUAUCAAAGACGUAAUAAAUGUAUACGUACUUAAUAUGUAUGUACUCGUGACGGAAUAUACUGCCGAUUGAUUAUUGAUUAUCUCUGAUUUUGAAAACAACACUUGGAAACACUCGUUUCGACAUUUUAGCAAAAACUAUUUAGCGCAUAGGAUCGAUCUGUAGGACCAUUAGUCUUGUAUUUAAAAAAAAAAAAUAUAUAGUGUUUAUAUACGUAUAUAUACAUAUAUACAUGCAUAUGUAUAUAUAUGUAUAGAAAUCUGAGAUUAAUAGAUCGAUAAUAAGAUCGAGUAUAAUUUGUGUGAAUAUAGAUAAAUUGAAACGUGAAAAAAAAAAAAAAAAAAAAAAAAAAGAAAAAAAAAUCUUUUUCUUAUUCUUUCUCUACUUCUGAUCUGGUGCUAAUUAAUGCUGAUAGUACACCUUAAUGCUACUUUUGUAUCUACUUUCCCUUUUCAUCUUCAACUUAAAUAUGAUUAAGAAACGAUAUGUAAAAAUCUAUCUUAUGUGUCGUAUUAUAUAAAUUAUUAGUUUGUAAAACGAUUAGUUUAAUGUUGUUCUACAAAUAAAAUUGUUUAGAAUAAUAAUUUUUCAAACUUCCCAGACUAUUUAACCAACAAUCAAAAACUUAAUCUAAUUAAUCGUCGAGUUAAGAAGAAAUUUAUUUUCUUAUAAUAAGUAGUCUUGAUAUUAAAAUAUCUUUAAAAAAGAUUAAACACAUUCCAAUCUAUAUAUAUACACAUAUAUUUAUUUGAUUUAUAUAAUUUAAGUAGUGACAAUUUAAGUUGUAAAAUUACACGCAAAUAAUUGUCUACAUAAUUGUCUAAUAUUUUCCAUAAUACUUUCUUCUUUUUCUUUAAUUUUCGAUAAAAAGCAUGAAGAUAUUUAAAAAAAAAAAAAAAAAAAAGAAAUGAACGAAAAUAUUACACGUGUAAUAGUAGUAAUAGCGCGUAAUCGAAGGACAAUCGAUCAUUCGUAUCGAUCGUUGAACGAAUUUCAUCGAAAUCAAUCGUUUCGAUUCGAAUUACCUUACGAAUUUUUACAGCUCGUUAUCUCGUUAUCUCGUUAUCUCGUGAAUAAGAAAAAUUUAAGAUUAACUUUCUCAAGUAAUCAGCACGAGUUAUUUAAAAAUUUUCUCAUAUUUUAUUUCACUUUUUAUUUCGCUUACUCUUCCUAUCCCUUAACAAUCAUACGUGAUUAAAAAUAUGGUAUAGAACGUACAAAAGAAAAUAAGAUAUGUGAAAAAAAUAUCAAUCUGUCAUAAUAAUUUAAUUCAAUUCCCUCGAUAUGUAACGAUAUUCGUCUUAUAUUACCGAUAGAAUAUAAUUUUAAUAAACAUGUUCGAUUUUCGAAAACACAUUGUAGCAUACAUUAGCAUCUACAUUAUUCGUUAUACAAUGUCGUAUUAUUCGUUCAUUUAUCAAUUUUUCAACAUUAUAUAUUAAGAAGAAUAACGUAUUCGAAAUACGAUUCAAUGAAUUGUAAAUACAUCAUAAAUUAAGUGUAUGUAUUAAAAAUACGAUUUAAACCGAAUUUUUCUGUUAUGUACGUACGUUUACAUUAUUCUUAAUCAUUCCAUCCUUAUUAUUCGAUUUACAAUAUCGCAAAUUAGCGUUGUGAUCUUAGUUGCGUUUAAUUUAAUUAAAAAAAAGUAUGAAAAAAGAAAGAAAAAAAGAAUAUAUCACUUUUCUAUAUGUAUAAUAUUUAUAUGUAACAUUUCUUAAUGUAUAACAUUAUUAUGAAUUUUUACAUAAAAUGAAGAAACGUUUAGUCGUAAGUCGUAGCGGAUGUAAUUAACGUCAAUAAUGAUUAAUUCCACGAUUUGGAAGAAAAGUGGGACGAGACACGGAAAAUUGAUAUUAUUUUUCUAAUAGUUUACAAAAUUGUUGUUAUUCGUCUUUUUUUUUUUUUUUCCUUUUCGUUGAAUUAAAAUCCUAAAAUUCACCUAAAAUAGUUGGAAAUAAUAAUCGUAUAAUAAUCGAGAGUUUUAUAAACGAAAUGUUAUUCAAGAUUGAUCGACCCAUUUUUCUUUGAAAUCUCGAAUAUCGAAAGAGAUAUAAAAAGAAUAUCUUGUAUAUCUCGUAUUUCAAAGUUUGUUUUUAAUUACCUUAAUAUAUAAUCGCGCUCUCUCACCCUUGACACGACGUCGAACGUCCAAUCAAAUCCAUCGUCGCUUGGAUCACUUUCAUCUUUCUUCCAAUUUCAACUUACAUCGUGUUACGUACAACGUAUAAUAAAAGAUGGAGAAAGUGCACGUACAUAUCGAAAUUUCGAAUUCAUUAUCGUGAUGAUCGAAAACACGCAUCAUUGAUCAACGUAAAAAUAAAAUUGCAUUUCUUUCUCCGUUCCAUUGGUAUUAAUUAUCUUUAAAAUGCCGAAUUUAAACCGAUCAAUUAAUUUAUAUUAACAUUAAAUAUACGUGUUUCGUAAUACAUACACGUAGAGAUGCUACGUGGUACGUGCUAAUAUACGUAUUAAAAAUUAAUACUUACUCGCGUCACGCGAUCCCACCGUCAUAAGAAACUAUAUGUUUAGUGGAUUAUCGAUGAUGUACGAAUUAUUUUCUAACUGCUGUUCCGCUCUGUCUAUUUUUAAUUCAUUGAACAGUCUAUGUUAAUGUAUUUUUUUCUCGGAUGAAUCGAUUUUUUUUUAUUACAAAAAGAAUUUUGCGAAAAUAAUUUACAACAAUUAAUACAUUUCUUCAAUUAUCUAUUCUUUUCCAAUUCUUUCAAUUCGUUCGUUUCUUUUUCGAGUAUUUCCAAAGAAUUCGAAUAGAUUUCGACACGAUCGGAAAAUCAUAUUUUUUUCUUCUUCUUCUUCUUUUUCAAUAUUUCAUCCAUUUAUAUCACGUGCAUGAUUUUUAUGAUAAUUAUCGAUAUGAUAUGUGCUUGCUUGUUACAUUAGCAUGAUAUUUAUUAAUAUUAAGCGACAAAUUAUAGGUAAUGCGAAUGAUAUGCACCACGAAGAGAAAAAAAUAUCGACGUUACUUAUCAUUAAUACUAAUAGAUAAUAUUACGAUAAUAAAUCACACUCUGCUCUAAAUGUAUUAUCCAAAUGUUGUUAUUCUUGCUGUUAUUAUUAUUAUUGUAAUCACAAUUCGCGAUGGUCGUCUUCAUCGUUGUUAUUGUUAUCAUCAUCAUCAUCAUCAUCAUCGUUAAUCAUCAUUACUAUUAUUAUAAUAUUAUCAUCAUCCCGUUAUCAGAAUUAUUUCUAUGAUUUUUUCCAUCAUUAUCGAAACCAUAUUAUUAAUAUUUUAUUCGCUUUGUAACAAUGGCGUGAAUGAUGCGAAAAACAUUUGUAACGGUUCGAAACAGGCGCACGCAUAAUAGCUUCAAUUUGCGCGAAUUCAUUCGUCUUCUAAAUCUAUAAAGGAUCGAUAGUAGAAAUUAGCGCUCUCUCUCUCUCUCUCUCUCUCUUUCCCUUUCUCUCUUUCGCUCCUAAGCGUGAAUGCGUGCGUGUGUACGAGCGUGCGAGCGUGUGUCAUAAACUACGCUUUCAUCUCGACGUUUUCCUCUAGAUAAAGAAGAAAAAAAGGCACGAAAAGACCGGUUUCCGUUAAAAAUCAUUUAAUUUGACAAUCUUGUAAAGGGAAAUAAAUACAAAGAUUUACAUAAAUUUUCUCGUUACAGGCGUGUCUGGUGGAAAUUGCCAGCCACGAGGUGCUGUAUUAAACGGCACCAUUAGAAUAGUAAACUAGUUAGUGCUUAUUUAUCUACUAAUCGAAUACUGUCCGAGAGCCUCGCCGGAUUUUAUAAUAAAAGGGGGAGCUUGAAACGACCAUGGGGAAACAAAAUAGCAAACUGAAACCGGAAGUGUUAGAGGAUCUCAAGCAGAAUACAGAAUUUUCAGAUGCCGAAAUUCAAGAAUGGUACAAAGGCUUCUUAAAGGAUUGUCCGAGCGGUCAUCUGAGCGUAGAAGAGUUUAAAAAGAUAUACGGAAAUUUCUUCCCUUACGGUGAUGCUUCCAAGUUUGCAGAACACGUGUUCAGAACAUUCGAUGCGAAUGGGGAUGGAACAAUCGACUUUCGAGAAUUUUUAUGCGCCCUCAGUGUAACAUCUCGCGGUAAACUGGAACAAAAAUUGAAAUGGGCCUUCAGCAUGUACGAUCUCGAUGGUAAUGGUUAUAUCUCGCGGCAAGAAAUGCUGGAAAUAGUGACGGCAAUCUAUAAAAUGGUGGGUUCCGUGAUGAAAAUGCCCGAGGACGAGUCGACGCCGGAAAAGAGAACCGAUAAGAUAUUUCGACAAAUGGAUAAAAACAAGGAUGGGAAAUUAUCACUCGACGAAUUUAUAGAAGGAGCGAAAAGUGAUCCGUCUAUCGUGCGACUGUUGCAGUGCGAUCCUAGUGCACAAGCUCAGUGAGGCCCUGGGCUAUUAUUACGCAAGUAUUACUGUGUCAUCUAUAUACAUGUGUAUAACUAUAUCGGGACCCGGUCCGAUAAUCUUCGAUAGAAACGAUUAAAAAUUUAUCACGAUAUGUAUCACGAAGAAAACUUUCGUAAACUUUUUUUUCCGUUUUCUUUUCUCUUUCUUUCCAUAUAUAUAUACACUUCUACGUACGGUAAACGCGUUAUAGAUUUUUAUGCGUAGAAAAAGAAAUAUCUUUAUGAACGUUUAAUCGUUUCUGAAAAAUAUAGAUAUGGGACAGAAGAAUAAGGGAUAAUUGUAAAUUGGGCCGGUACCCGAAUAAGUCCAAGGUCUCCGAGCCCAUGGCGCUUGCGCAUACCGCAAGCUAGUCUAAAAGACUAGUCCAGUCGCUCCGUCUCGUAAACGGAUCGGUUUUAACGUAAAUUUUCAUAUAUCUCGAUAGUAUCUCGCCCUUCUCUCUGCUGCGUACGAACGAAUGACUGAAAAUCGAAAUUAUACGAUGUAUGGAUAUGACACCGCUCGAUACACGCUGUCAUAAUUGUUGAAUUCUCUAG